Messenger RNA from Cajanus cajan (pigeon pea), 1143 nucleotides. RefSeq lists its product as uncharacterized. NCBI's taxonomy places the organism in Eukaryota, Viridiplantae, Streptophyta, Magnoliopsida, Fabales, Fabaceae. The record is from RefSeq and is a predicted model, not a curated record.
UGCGAAACACUAAAGAUUCUCUCGUAACGGAAAUACCAGAAACACAAUUUCAGAAGCGCGCGGAGAGAGAUAGAGAGAGAGAGAGAAAUGGCGAGCAACAACAACGAUGCAGGAGCGAAGGAAGAAAGAAGAAGAAGAAUUACAGAGAGGGGUUCGGAUCGCAUGGCCCUAAUAACUGGUCGAAUCAACGCGCUUCCUCCGACGCCACCCUCUACGACGUCGUCCCCAACCCAUCGCAACCACAUUCCUCGCCACGCCCAAUCCUUGUCGGCGGCUCAUACUUUCGAUUCCCAGUCAGAUGAAAAUCAGCUCCCCCCUCGCCACCAGCGCCCUCAGUCUUUGACUGCAUUCGGUGUUGAUUAUCAAAACGAUCUCACUGGUGGUGCUGAAGAUAAACGUGGUGCCUCUCUUGCUUCAACAAGGCUAAAACAUCAGGGUGGAUUUAGGUAUUCACACUUGGACAAUUUCGACUUCGACAUUAUACAGGAAAAACUUCUUUCACAGGAUUCUAAUACUAUUACGGAAGCCAACAAUCCAGAGUCCAACAAUCAAGUGUCCACCAAUCAAGUGUCUAACAAUCAAGUCUCCAACAAUCAAGUGCCUGAGAGUGAUGAUGCCAAAACGAAACCACCUUCUGCCACGUCAAGCUCUAAAAAUUCAGCAAAUGACACAAAACAGCUAAAGCAACCUAGCAGGCAUAAGCCUACUUUUUUCUCUUCAAGAGAGCUGAAUUCCUGCAUUUUAGCUUCUGAGACCACACGUGCCCUCAGUUCUCUGAUAAUAGCUUUGGUGGUAGUUUUUUAUUACAUGAUUUCAAAGAGUGUUUUUGCCUCAAGGCCUCUUUACAUACUAUUGUUAACUGAUGUUACCAUUGUGCUUGCUCGCCUACACGGCGCAAAGGGAAGUGUCUUGGAAGAAACUACUGAGGAAGAAAAUGUAAAAGCUCCCGGAGAUGGGCACAAUUGGGGAGAUGCAGUAAAGCUUUUGGAGAGGGGUUUGGUCGCAUACCAGGCCAUUAGAGGUCUUUUCAUAGAUGGCAGUAUUUAUCUAGUGGUUGUUGUAUGUGGCACCUCCUUGAUGUAGUUCUAGCUGCUUGAGUUUGAGUACUUGCAAUAUCCCCACUUCGCCUUUUGGGCAAGUAUC